Paramecium primaurelia is the source of this 892-nucleotide messenger RNA. The record is from the annotation of a GenBank genome assembly. Lineage: Eukaryota; Ciliophora; Oligohymenophorea; Peniculida; Parameciidae.
AUGAUAAUCAUUUAUUUAAUUGAAUAAUAAUGGUAUAGAAUUACUAUAAAAACAUUUUGGAGCAUCUAUUAAAAGAGCAAGUACUCAUUAAUUAAAAUAAUAGGUAAAUUNUAUGUGGAGGUUAUCAUUUAGGUAAAUUAAUUAUCAUAGGUGAUAAUAAUCAAAUUAUUGAUAUCUAUUAAAUACAUACUUCAACUAUUACAACAUUAGCUUCAGAUAAAAAAGAAUCAAUAAUUAUUUCUGGAGAUAAGAGUGGACAUGUCAUUUUAUGGAAUGUUGAUAAAUAAAAGGAUAUUUAUAAAUUACAUGCUAAAUGUAUGUAUUUUGAUCAUUAGAAUUAAGUAAUUUAUAUAAUUAAUUAUAAUUUAGAUUAAUUGUAUUUAUGUUUCUACUAGUAUGAAAUUAUUUGCUACUGGAUGCACAGGUGGUUACAUUUAUUUAUAUAAUUUAUAUAAUGGAUAAUUGAUGAGAUCAUUCAUACAUCCAAAUAAGAAUCCUAUUAAUUCAAUUAUUAUGAGUAAUAGACCUCUAUUUUGUAUUGUAUUUUAUUCAGCAUAUGAUCAUUAACUCUAUAGUUAUUCUAUUAAUGGAUUUUUAUUGGAAGUCUAAUAAGAACAGAGUUCAUCUUUAAUUGAUUGUUAAAUUAUGAGAAAUAAUUUAUUCUCAGAUAUUAUGGUAAUUAAUAAUAUAUAUACAUAUAUAGGUAUAUGGUACUGAAAAUGGUGAAUUGGUUAGAAGAUCUUUGCCUUAUUUAUAAUAAUUAAAGAGAUUUUAAAUAUCAGCUAAAUCCCCUGUAUUAUCAAUAUCUUGCUCAAAGGAUAAGAAGUUUUUCAUUUGUGGAUGUAAUGAUGGUGAAAUUUCAGUAAUGGCAGAACCUCAAUAAAAUAAAUGA